UCUCCAUCAUCAUAUAUACCAUCAAACCAAUCCAUUUUUUCUGCUCUCUCUCUCUAUCUCUCUCCCACACACACACACUCUCACAUAUACACAUACAUAUCACAGUUUGGUUUUGAUUUGAGGGGGGAGGGGUGAGAAAAUAAUCCUUGUUGAAGGGAGAAUAGUUAAUAAUGGGGAGGAAGUGCUCACAUUGUGGAACCAUAGGCCAUAAUUCAAGGACUUGCACAUCUUUGAGAGGCACAUCUUUCGUUGGACUUCGCCUCUUCGGCGUGCAAUUAGACACUACUUGUGUUACCAUCAAGAAAAGCUUUAGCAUGGACUCCUUACCCUCAUCAUCAUCUUCCUCAUUCUCUUCAUCAAGAAUAACCAUUGAUGAAAAUUCUGACCGAACCUCUUUUGGGUAUCUCUCAGAUGGUCUCUUAGCUCGAGCCCAAGAGAGGAAGAAAGGAGUGCCAUGGACAGAAGAGGAACACAGAAUAUUCCUUGUUGGACUUGAGAAGCUGGGAAAGGGUGACUGGAGGGGAAUCUCUAGAAACUUUGUGACUACAAGAACCCCAACACAAGUGGCAAGCCAUGCUCAAAAGUACUUUCUUCGAUUGGCAACUAUGGAUAAGAAGAAGCGACGUUCAAGUCUCUUUGACUUGGUUGGUAGCAACAAAGCAGGUUCUAAUUCAGUUUCGGCUCAUCAAAAUGAUGAGUCUAAAUGUGAAGUUAAGAAUAAUAAUGAUGAUGCCACUUUGUCGUUGCUAGGGCGUAUAACCUACUUUCAACAAGAAACCAAAUCAUCAGAUUAUAAGCAAGAAACAUUUGAUAAUUGCUCUAAUCAAAGUCAACCAAGUGAAGAACAUCAACCUGCAGUUCUUAAUCUGGAUCUCACUCUCGCAGCCCCCAAGGCAAAGACCCUGCAGGAACAAAACAAACCAUCCCCUUCUGCUCCAUUUCUGCCUGGGCCAAUUAUCAGCGUGACUUAAACUGCGAUGUACCCUUUAAUUUAUCUGUUGUCAGGUGUCAACUGGUGUAGAAGAUCUUAUGGUCAAAGAAACACAUUGUUCUUUGCAGUAA
Molecule: messenger RNA, 1062 nt
Organism: Glycine soja
Lineage: Eukaryota; Viridiplantae; Streptophyta; Magnoliopsida; Fabales; Fabaceae
Product: transcription factor MYBS3-like
Exons: 3
Coding region: 171-971 (266 amino acids)
Biological process (GO): response to gibberellin; response to auxin; response to ethylene
Molecular function (GO): DNA binding
Source: RefSeq, a predicted model, not a curated record